Diatraea saccharalis (sugarcane borer) is the source of this 2297-nucleotide messenger RNA. The record is from the annotation of a GenBank genome assembly. NCBI's taxonomy places the organism in Eukaryota, Metazoa, Arthropoda, Insecta, Lepidoptera, Crambidae.
UAUUUCAAAAUUGAUUGAUUUGAUUGAUAAUUUAUAACAAUUAUCAAUACACAGACUAAAAUAUUAACAAUUAUUAAAAUACCUAUAUCGAAUAAUGUUUCUGAAGUCUAAAUUUUGUCGUAUUUUUGUUAUAUGUCAUUACAUUCUACAUGUCAAACUGUCAUUCGUUUGCCGUAUAAUAAAAACAAAAGGGGUUUCAGCGCACCUAUUUUGUAUUUUAGUACAAAAUGGAUGAAAAAUAUGAGAGUGUUAAACUUUGUUACACCAUACACAAGUACUCCGGUUAUUCGUCAAAUUACAUUCCCGAGUAAGUAUUUUCUUUAACUGAUCUUUUCGGUGUAAAUGCACUUGUAUCCCCAUCGGAAGAGCAGGUAGCUAGCCAGUUUUUUUCUAUGCAGUCCUAAUUUAAGCGUGUUAUUUUUUUGGCAGGAACAUUAUGGUAAACAACCCCUCCGAUCAGUUAUCAAGGUGGUUCACAGACAGCUCCAUUCCAGCACAGUAUAUUAUGCUGAAAUUGAAAACUCCAUCUAUUGUAGAAACUAUUAAAUUUGGAAAAUAUAUAAAAGCUCAUGUCAGUGAUCUAAAGAAAUUUCAAAUAUUUGGUGGAACUGAUGAAAACAAUCUAUCUUUAUUAUUGUCAGCUGGUCUGAAGAAAGAUAGUUCACCAGAGACAUUUCGCUUGAGACACAAGACAGUAGAAGGAUUGUAUCUGCCAAUUCAAUAUAUUAAAAUUGUACCAGUGCAGUCCUGGGGUCCAGCAUAUAAUUACACGAUAUGGUAUGUAGAGCUUCAGGGAAAAAAUCAAGAGGAACUCAUUAGUUACGCUAUGGAUACUAUCAAUUUGAAAAAAGAAGAAGAGGCUGUCCGCAUCCUUUUAAAACAUUUACGUCGCCGUCGCUAUAGAGAUGCAUUUGAGGCCUUAUCAAGAGAGAGUGGCGUCCGACUUGAGGGUUCUAUUCAGGCACGCUUAUGGAAUGCACUUGUUGAAAGUGGUGAUUAUAAGCUUGCAGAACAAAUUUUGGAGGAAGCAGUCCAUACGGGCGAGUUUGACUGGUACAUGUCGUGGCAGAUAUACACUCCUCAGUGGCGGCAGAUGUCCGCGUGCUCGGCGCAGGUGGAGGCGCGUUUAUGUUGCGGAGACCCUGCUCCCCUCUCGCCCAGCGCACCUAUAAACGACCUGCUCUGUAACGACCGCGAUCCCCGACCCGAUUCUGCCGUACGUAUUACUAUCUAUUAUAUACUAGAAUCUGUUUAUAUUUAAUACAACCACUUAAUAUAAACUACUCCAACCUAACUUUCUAUAAUGUGAUCGUUUCAAUUCGUCAAAGAAUCCCAUCUUUGCUUAUUGAGAUCAUCAGGAAACCAGCGACUGGAAAUGCACAUGUAUUGCACAAAGUUUUGCGAUAAAUCUUUUGCUGUUCACACUGUAUGCUUAUCAAAUGCCCUACCUUUGUCGAUUAGUAAAGCUAAUUCUGCUAAUUUAUUUAGGAAACUUGUUAGAAAGCAUUACUUGUUUAUGAAAGUAUGUAUAUAGAUAUUAUAUGUUUGUAUAUGUAUUAUAGUUUAUAUCAUAAUACUAAUAAUAUAAUAGGAAAUAUCAUACUAAUCUCAUAGAAAUAAGUAUUUUUUUGAUAUGGUAUUUUACAUCGUUAUAAUUUCUAUGGAAUAAUAGCAGAGAUACACAAAUAACAGUUAUGAAAAACCUACUCAUAACACUAACGAGCAGACUGCUACAACACACUCUAGAAGCUAAAAUUAGUCGAUGUUCUUAUGUCAUCGGAAACGCGAUUUACAAAUAAAAACUAUUUUUCUAUUCCCAAAUAUAAAUUCUAUAGUACAGAACAUCUUGAUGGCACUGCUUAUGUUGGAUCAGGAAUUCUAAUAAAAUCAAAUAUAAAACAUGUAGUCAAACUAUAUUGUGAAUGCCAAUUGGCUGCUACAACACACUCUAGAAGUUAAAACAUUCUCUUUGAGAACAAUGGCUACACUCAAGUCGUGAGUCGUGAAACCUUUCAAGCUUUUCAAUCUUUCCAAUUUGUUUCAAGUGGUUUAAAACAGUUUUAUCACUAACACCGCAACCUGCAGUGGCUGAUUUGCGAUGACUCCGUUUCCACAAUAGCCUUCAAUUCUUCAUUAAUAACUUGGGUCUCCGGCCGUCCACGGGGCUUGUUCUGCAGGUCGAAAUUUCCAGAACGAAAACAUUGGAACCAAAAACGCACUGUGUUUUCUUUUGCGACACAACCGCAAUACACAUUCGAGACGUUUUCGCAGCACUGGUACCACGGUGGAACUAGUAC